Exophiala spinifera is the source of this 1749-nucleotide messenger RNA. RefSeq lists its product as uncharacterized. Gene Ontology annotation, biological process: transmembrane transport. The coding region runs from base 1 to 1749 and encodes 582 amino acids. Lineage: Eukaryota; Fungi; Ascomycota; Eurotiomycetes; Chaetothyriales; Herpotrichiellaceae. The record is from RefSeq and is a predicted model, not a curated record. Gene Ontology annotation, molecular function: transmembrane transporter activity. The transcript is spliced from 5 exons.
AUGGAGACUACAAAACCCACCGCCCCCGAACAUCUGGAGCAGCAUGAGCUGCGUGCCACACCAACUGAAACUGCGGUGCCGAUUGCGACCGUGGAAGAGUCAGAACUCGAUUAUUCUGUUGCCUUCAGGACUUGGGCUGCUAUAGCGGCGCUCGCACUGGCGAAUUGCAAUGCCACUUUGUCAAACACAACCAAUACCAUCAUCAAAUACCAAGUUCAGGAUGUGGGAGGAGCAUCGCUUGCCAGCUGGAUCGCCAACAGCAACUUCCUUCUGACCCUGGCUUGUGGCCCGAUCUUUGGCUAUCUGGCCGAUCGACUCGGGAAGCUGUGGUUUAUUGUGGGCGGCUGUGCUGUCGGUGUCGUCGGAUCCUUCAUCAGUUCCUCUGCUCAGAACGUGCACACUAUCAUUGGCGGCAACAUUCUCACUGGUAUUGCCAAUGCCGGCUGUAUUGUCUCUAUCGCUGCAAAUCAGGAGAUUGUGCCUAGUCGGGUUCGACCAUAUGUGUUUGGCUUUGCUCAGACCAUCAAUAGCAUCGCAGCCGUCGUCGGGACAUUCACCGCCGGUGCCUUUGCACAAGCUGGCAACUGGCAAUGGAGCUAUCGCCUCAAUGGUAUCGUUUACGCUAUUGCGGGUAUCUCUGUGCUGUUGUCUUACCGACCACCGCCGACGGCGAUCCGCCGGACAACCAACUUGCGCGAAAUCAUCCUUGGGUGCGACUUCAUCGGCGUUAUCUUACUUGCGGGCUCAUUCGCUUGUAUAGUGAUUGCAUUGACUUGGGGUGGAUCACAAUAUGCCUGGAGUUCAGGAAUGAUCGUCGGGUUGCUUGUUGGCGGCUGUAUUGGCCUGGUCGUCUUCGGCUUAUAUGAGUGGAAAGGCGCGAGAUCAAACGCCGUCCUCGAUCACCGCCUCUUUGACAGCGCCAACUUCCCGAUCCUUUGCUUUAUCUGCCUCAUCGAUGGCAUGCUCCUGCUCGGAGUCAACGUACUUUACUCACACGAAAUACCUGCGGUGUUCGGCGGUGAUGCUGUUAGGACAGCUGUCAUCCUCAGUCCUUAUCUAAUUACCUCAACUCUUGGCUGCUUGCCUGCCGGAUUGAUCAUGGGUCGGACCAAGGCAUACAGAACUCUCUUGGUAUCAGCUCUUCUCUUUGUUAGCCUCUUCACAGGGCUCAUGGCGCUUCUAAACCCAGACAGGGUGAGAUGGGCACUGGCGUUUUCGGCACUCUUUGGAGUGGGCACGGCUGUCACAACCGUAAUUCCAAUCGUUGCACUAGGUCUGUCCGUGCCGUCUUUUCUGCUAGGGACGGCUGGCACUCUCAGUAUUUCCUCCCGUGCUCUGGGGGGGAUUACUGGUGUUACCGUUUACACAGCUAUCUACGACAACAAAUUUGCGCAAAUCCAACCCCACAAGAUCGAUAAAGUUCUUGUCGCGGCAAAUGAGCGCAAGUUGUUGCCACUUGUGCUUGAGGCAUUAUCGUCUCCUGCUCCCGCCCCGGUGUCUCUUGCCCAAGUACCAGGGUUACCUGGAAACUUGAUUGGCCCUAUCGUUAAAGCAGUAGCCGCCGCAAACGCUGAGGCAUACAAGUAUGUCUGGAUCACAAUAAUGGCUAUUGUUCUUGGUGGUGCGAUCGCAUGCCUCUUCCUGAAGUCUGUCAAGGCAGACAUGAAUUCUCACGUCGAGUCCGCCUUGGAGCAUUCGACUACUCGAGACCUUCAAAUGGGGAAAAAAACGGUUCCACCAGAGGUCUAG